UCAAGGGACGCUCUUGAAGCAGGGCACCACCACCAUCUUGCUUCGGCAGUUUUUCAGCCUCGCCCGGUACCUCCUUGGCCGGCUUGCUCCUACAACCGCGCAGCCUCGGAUAGCCGACUCCUCGAGAUAGCCCUCUCCGCUUUAUUGUCACGUUGCGGACACCUGCCUUUUGUUGAGCAGCCUUUCGGCCCUUUAAUCCGCUCCUUCCCGCUUUCUGUGCUUCCGUCUCGACCAUGGCUGCCGGAGUAGUGCCCUAUUGGGUGGUCAACAUCCCAAAGUUCUUUGUUGUCAUCUUCUUCUCCAUGUUUGCUCUCUUUGCCGGCUACACUCACAGAAAUGUGGUCUCGGUCACCAAGCAUGACAUGGCCGGUCAAGCUUCCCCACCCUGGAACCUCAACAUGAUCGCUCAGUAUGUCGCGGCUUACUAUUACGGAUACAUCAUCUUCCAGCUCGUCAUUGGAAUCCUUUGCAUGCGAUACGGAGCCAAGUGGAUCCUGGGCAUUGGACUCUUGAUGUCCUCAGUCUUUACCCUGAUUAUCCCAUCCCUUGGACAAAACUAUGCCGGCCUCAUAGUGACCCGCAUUGUCACUGGCCUCUUCCAGGGCGCUGCCAUCCCCGGCACCACGGCGCUUUAUGCCCAGUGGAUCCCGGCUGAAGCAUAUUCUAUCGCCACGGGCAUCCAGUACUCCGGCAUGUACAUUGGAACGGCCUGCGUCAAUGGUCUCUCCACCAUGAUCGGAGCCAACCUCGGUGGCUGGCGUGGCGACUACUAUGUCUGGGGUAUCCUUGGCCUGGUGUGGUUCGUCACCUACAUUUUCUGUAUCCAGUCCUUCCCCAACCCGAACGAUGCCCACGUUCGCCAUAUUGAUCACGACGAGCACCACGACCCCGUGGCCACCCGGUCCAACUCGGUCCACACGGGCGUCAACGUCAGCAACCUUGGUCACGAUUCCAAUCCCCACCAACACCAUGGCAAUGGCCACCCUGAGAUCGGUCACUCGCUCGGCGACCAUGAUCAUGAUCACGAUCACGCGCACACUCGCACGAGUGAAAGCCAAAAGAUGCUGCAGAACCACCACGACACCCAUGGCCUACACCGCCCUCCCGUCUCCAGCCUUUCCUGGGGACAGAUCUUCACUCUCUAUGCCCACUUCCUACGGACCCCAAGCUGCCUGGUCUUCUACUGUGUCCAUUUCUGCUCAAACUGGUCCAUGUAUCUGCUGAUGGGCUAUGCCACGACCUUUCUCUCGACCGUCCUGGGUCUUGAUGCUGAUACCACGAGUCUCUUUGGCUUCCUGCCCUAUGUGUUCCUGUGGGUUGUCCUCAUGGUUUCUUCGCUCGCUGCGGAUGCUGUUAUCAAGAAAAAGUACUUUUCCGUCACCAACGUUCGUAAAUUCUUGGUUUGCCUCGGAUUCUUUGGCCCAGCACUAUGCAUGGUUGGAAUCACCCAGGCCAAGACGACUGUCGCCGGCUCAGCCUUCUUCAUCUGCGCCAUCACCCUCUCCGGAGCCGCCAUCCCCGGAUUCUUCCCCAUGGCCCUUGACAUUGGUGGCGAGGUUGGCGGCUUGGUCAUAGCCGUCUCCAACACCAUCGCCACCAUCCCAGGCAUCGCCGCUCCGUUGACCCAAGGCGCUCUGACCCAGGCCGGCGGCUGUGUCAACGCCUACCCCGAGUCCGCAUCGUGUGUGGCGGCUUGGCAGACAGUCUUUUACAUUGCCAUCGCCGUCUACGCCGUGGGAGGCACUGUAUGCCUCUUCUUUGCGUCCUGUGAGCGCAAAGACUUUUUGUCCACGCUGCACUUUGACCAUCCCAUCUCUGAUGACCAUCACGAUACCUCGAAUGCACAAGCUGUCCGUGGAAAAUAACAUGGUCAUAAGAGGGUGCGUCCCGGCUCCGAACGUAUGUUUGCGAACAAUCCGCAUUCCAUAUCGAUUACUUCGUGAGCAUAAGGACAAUUACACCAUCCAACACAAGCAAACAUCUGCAUCAUGAAACACAAUCAUCUUCAUUAUGAAGCA
Molecule: messenger RNA, 2018 nt
Organism: Polychytrium aggregatum
Lineage: Eukaryota; Fungi; Chytridiomycota; Chytridiomycetes; Polychytriales
Product: major facilitator superfamily domain-containing protein
Exons: 6
Coding region: 234-1865 (543 amino acids)
Biological process (GO): transmembrane transport; monoatomic anion transport
Molecular function (GO): transmembrane transporter activity
Source: RefSeq, a predicted model, not a curated record